Heterocephalus glaber (naked mole-rat) is the source of this 734-nucleotide messenger RNA. RefSeq names its product retinoic acid receptor responder 2 (gene Rarres2). The record is from RefSeq and is a predicted model, not a curated record. Gene Ontology annotation, biological process: positive regulation of chemotaxis; regulation of lipid catabolic process; inflammatory response. NCBI's taxonomy places the organism in Eukaryota, Metazoa, Chordata, Mammalia, Rodentia, Bathyergidae. Gene Ontology annotation, molecular function: signaling receptor binding. Gene Ontology annotation, cellular component: extracellular matrix.
GGGACGGGAAGGGGCGGACAGCCAGCCAAGUUCUCAGCAGGGAAGGCUGGGAGAGACCCCGAAGUCACGGGGAAGGAGGUGACAGUCCUGGCACUUGUCCACUGAAGGCCUCACUUUCUGCUGUGGUGAUUUUCUGGGCCAAGGCAUGUGGCGGCUGCUGAUCCCUCUGGCCCUAUGGCUGGGCACUGCGGGCGUGGGUGGGGUUGAGCUCACCGAGGUCCAGCACAGGGGCCUGCAAGUGGCCCUGGAGGAGUUCCACAAACACCCGCCUGUGCAGUGGGCCUUCCAGAAGACCAGCGUGGAGAGCGCCAUGGCCAUGCCCUUCCCAGCAGGCACCUUCGUACGGCUGGAAUUCAGGCUCCAGCAGACGGGCUGCCGGAAAAAGGACUGGAAGAAACUGGAGUGCAAAGUCAAGCCCAAUGGGAGGAAGCGGAAAUGUCUGGCCUGCAUCAAACUGGACCCUAAGCAUACAGUUCUGGGCCGGAUGGUCCACUGUCCCAUAGAGACCCAAGGCCAGGAGCCCCAGGAGCCUCAGUGCAGCAAGGUGCAGCGGGCUGGCGAGGACCCCCACAGCUUCUACUUCCCUGGACAGUUUGCCUUCUCCAAGGCACUGCCCUCUAGCUGAACCCUGGACUGAAUCUCAGCUGGCUUCCUGGACAGCGGCAGGCAGCCCCACCCUGCCAGACAGAAGAUCCAUCACACCCAAGAUCAAUAAAACUCUUCUCCAAGCCUGU